UUCUUGAGGUGUUCAACGAGUCAAGGUACAGCAAUUGUUUUGGAUCGACAGUGCUGCGUUUGUGCAGCCUCUCCUGACUUCCCCUCUUUUCCCUUGGCACAGUCACCAUGCAAAGUGCUCAGCAUUCUAGCAUACCUUCUGCCACCUCGUCCUCUGGGAACCAAGACGCAAGUAGCCGCCGCAUCCCAGCAACUUCCCAUCAUGUUGCGAGCAAUGGCACACCCCACCCAGCAACAUAUCACCAGCGAUACUCUUCUGCCAACAACAAUCCUGGCCAAGCUACAAUUAUCAACGUGACCGAGGCCUCUCGUAUCACUCGCACCUCGCCUUUCCUUGCACAAGGUCCGAACAGAACCGCACCGUUGUCGAACCUCGUCCAAGCAGCACAACGUGCCGCUUCUGGGCCUCAGGGCGGCGAGGCAUUCGUCUACUAUGGCUCCUCCGCCGAUGUUUAUGCCUCUGCAGGAAUGGAUAUGAACAGGCCGGAGACAUCCAUGAGCAUGCUCAGCGGAAGCGAGUACCUCAAUGACGAAAGCAGCCACGGAGGGAGUAACCUGAACGCGAAGCGUGCAUCAGUCUUGUCCUUCCAGACGGCGCUCUCGGGUCACUACGUCGGCACCAGCUCGCGAAGCGCAUCGCGGGCGAGCCACGCAGAGACGCGCGAGUCGCUGUUCCAGGAUACACCUAAUGCCUCGCGACAAGGGGCUCGCGUUGCCUCCGGCCGAACAUAUGCGGGCGGCAGUUCAAGCGGAAACCUCACCAGCUCGGAAGAGGAAUUGCAGCUGCCAGGCGGCUGGAUGUCGUCUUCGUCCCGAAGGAUCUCUCCCGAGAUGCGCGACAAACCAUUGCCGGCUGAGCCGCCAGCAAGGGCUGCGGGUGCGGCGCAUCGGGACAAGAAUCUGCCCGAUUUGCGAAAGAAAGCGCAAGAUGUCGGGCUGCUGGCGCCCUUGCUCCCGGAGGGUCACACCAUCCAGAGCCGGCAGGACGAGACUGUGCAGAGUGGCGUAAACGAAGCUGCGAUGGAGACAGUCGUCAUGACCAACGCGGAAUCAAUGAGACAAUCAGAGCUGGCGCGCACGAGCUCGCUCAUGGAGGCGCUCAAACUGGAAAUCCCUGCAGAAGCUAUCACCCCGGGAGACUUGUUACCGACGUUGGAGCCGCUCGUGUCACCAGGCUCCAGGACCAUCGCGACAUCUGCAGCGCAGCCCAAGUUUCCAAAUGUGCUCCCCGGCGCUGAUGACGAUGCGCAGGGGAGCGCGCUGGAUCGGGAGAAAACUAUCACAAAUCGCAAAGGGCCUGCCGGCUCGAUCACAAAAGGCGUUGCUGCUGCGGCGCUUCCUUCCCUCACAUCCAUCAACAGCGCUGCGCCCUCUGCUUUGCCUCUCGUAGCAGCUCAGAUCCAAAGGCCUGAGCCUGAGCCCGCGCUAGAAGCAGCCUUGAUGCCGACAUCAGAUAGUAAUGCAACGCUGAUGGCGACGAAUUGGGCGACACCACCAGUGCCGGCUGCACUGCCAGUUCCACCAGUCAAGGACGAAAAGUCCGCUUCUCCCCAAUUAUCGCAGGUACCUCUUAUGACUUUGCCAAUGGUUCUUACGAACCCAGGGAGCUGCGGAACGGCAGAUCAAACGCAGAGCCUGCCUCCGCUGCAGACGAAUGUGUCUCAUCUGCCUGCGCAGCGUGGGCUAUCGCACGAUUCAGUCUUGUCUUCCGUCCCACCGGGCACAACCUCGAUACCCCUGAAGGCGGAAAGCUCCACGCCGAUCAUCCAACAUUCGCCCGUUGCCGACUUCCGCGCAACUCCAUUGGCUAACGUCGGCUCUGGCACGUUUUCUGACUCACCUGCAGAGAGCCCGAUGACGACCGCUGACGCGGCGGCCGCCCGCAAACCGCUGCUGAGAACCGGUCUGGUGCAGAACCAGGCUAUGCGCCGCGGCUCCUCAACCAACCUUCUGCUCGCAGCAGCAGUAGCGCAUGCGGACGAGCAGCAGCACAUGUUCGCUUCUACUUCCGCCUCGGCAGCGGCCUAUGCAUCUGUUGAGCCCGCCGUUGUGCGCGGGCAGGAGAACAGUCCGGCGCGUUCGCAAGACUCGGAGUCGCCAUCGCGCGAGCCGAGCCCCCCACCGGACGGCGAGAUCGAAGCUAGGGCAGAGUGGGAGCGGGCACGGAUGAAGAAAUCGAAAGGGCGCGACAGGUCGGGGUCCAAGUCUGCCAUCGGCACAUUGUCGCCGCAGGAGGUUCUUGCAAGGGGUGGCCAUUCACUGCGCGAUGGCACGCUGCGCUUUUCGAUGCAGUCCCCAAACGUGCUCGUCAAUGGCGCCAAUGACGCCCCGCCUGCGCCUCCGUCCAAGAAGGGCAACCAUCGGCAAACGCCAUCGAAUGGCUCCGGUCCUGUCACGACGCAGCAGCUGCAGAAGCUCCACGCGAAAGAGCAACGGCAUAGCGUCGGGCAUCUGAACAUGACAGCGGAAGGGUUCGGCCAUGAGCAGAAUGGCCCUUAUCCCGCGUUCCCCUCCUCAACGGUCUCCAUUUCCAAAGUGACGGCAACGGGCAAGCGACAGUACCCGGGUAUGAUGCCACAGCGAAGUCUCGUGCCGCCGUUUGAGCUACAACAGCGGCCGGAUGCGCUCCUGUCCGGCCUGAUAGGACCGGAUGGCGUCCGCAAGAGCCUUAAUGACCCAGAUGUCUGUCUGGAAUGCAUGAUGCGCGACGAGGACAUGAUUGACGUUACUGUUGUCGGCGAAGGGAUGUGGGAGCGCGAGAGUGACAAGGGUUUUGCCGACGCGAUCCACGCGGAGAAGGAUGAGGAGGUCAAGGUGGAGCUGGAGAAGAGUGCGUGUCUCGCUGCGGGCGAGGAGUGGCACCCGCCAGCAGUAGAGAGGCUCGUAGCGGGUGGCAAAUUCCGAGUGAAGCGGAUUGCGCAUGGAGACCCUUUGACGGCCGAGAGGUUGAAGCUGCACACGCAGAUGUCGAUUCCUGCUUCGUCGCAUCGAUGGCGCACUCUGCAAGCGUUCUUAGCUGUGCAAGCCAAAUACAUUGCAAUGGAGCAACGAACGCGAGGGGAGAGCAGAGCAGGUGGGCCUCUGCCUCCUGCCCCGGUUACAAAGACAGUCUCGCCGAACGAAUACGACAACUGCGUCAUCCGCGCGUCGCUUGACGCACGGGGUCGCCCCAAUUCAAGCGCUCCAUUGCGCCCGGGAGACAUUAUUCAAGAUGCCGAGUUAGACGAACAAGCCAGGCUUGAGAAGGAGCGAGACAUUGCCAACGCGCGGGCUGCACGUCGCAAGAUGGCCGCAUCUGCACCGAGCGGCGAGGCCGUUGCUCCCAAGGCUAUGACUGCUUCCAGUCUCCCUCCUGCGCCAGGUCCUCGAUCUAGCGCGCCCGUAGACGACCUCAGCAUGUCGCCCGCGAUGGACCUGAGUGCCGGUCACCAUAGCCUACCGAAGAGAAGUGGCAUACCCGCGCAGAAUCGGAGAGCGGGAAGUGCUCAAGAUCUGCGCUCGGUGCUCGGUGCGAUGGCCGUCUCCUCUCCAGUCGUGCCCGAUAGCCCUCACAGUUUGGCGCCGCCGGGCUCAAAACUCGGCGCGCGGGUGAGGGAGCCAAGCACUGUGCUCUCGCCCUCUCACUCUGGCUCGAUGAUUGACAUGCACCUUGGCUUCGAGGAUCAUCAGGAGCACCGCAUCGCUCAGAAUGGCUUUAUGCCUGGCACACCCCUCCGAAUGGAUUCGCCGGGUGCGCUCAAUCGCGCCUUCUAUGGAUUUCCUGGAGAUGGCGAUGCCGAACAGCAGGUCACGGAAGCUGGCCUACGCCAACUCGAUGACGAAGAAGAACACAUCGCGGGUUACCCGGAUCCUUCGCUAUCGGAUGCGGCGGUGCGGCGGAAGAAGAAGGGUCUGCGAGGAUUGUUCUCCAAGCUCGGUAAUGCAGGCCGCGAAGGGGUUAAGGAUGAUUCGAACAGCAAGCGCUCCACGUCAUCUGGAAGUCCGCGUGUUCGUGCUGGGUCGCUCGGCCCGGACGACUCUAUGGACCUCGCACCUCCACCAGGCCUCGCUGGUCUGAUGAAUAGAGCUCGCAGAUCAACGACAUCCUUGAGGAGCUUCACGGAUCGUGAGAACACCAGCGGCGCCACUUCACCUGGCCCAGACCAGAUAUACAAUCACGGAAACGGAAUGGCGAGUCAAGCGAGCUUGGAUCCCGGUCCGUUUGGCGCUAUAUCCUCGCCAUUGCCUUCGCGCAAGGAGCCUCGCAACACUUCCGCUUUGCGAACGUUGAGCAGCUCGCAACAGCUGCCUUCCUUCAUAGGCGAGACUGGCACUGGACAGUCCUCUCGUGGCAACGGGAGCCGAAUUACUUCCGCAACGACUAGGGUGGCGCCGCAAGGAUACGGCGCGCAUGCUGGCAGCAUGCCUGAUGAUCGAUCGAGUGUCAUCUCAUCCAGUCGGGGCUCAUUCAUGAAUAGCACGCCGGCAAUGGCCCCUCUGGAUGGAGGGUUUAAACCCAUAAAUGGGAAUGUGGCACACAGUCGAGUGCCUUCUGGGCCUCCGCAGGACGGAGUCCGCGGCAGCACCCACCAUGCGGUGAAUAAUGGCAUAAGCGGCUCGGAAUCUUUCAGGCAGUCGGCUGGUUCAUCGUACUACCGGGGUCCAAGCCCCGGCACACCCAGCAAUGGCAGCGUGCCUGCAUCCCUUGCCUCGCCCUCAUCUCGCAACUGGACAGACAGCACGUUGGUCAACAGCCCGUUGCUACCGCGUCGACCCCCGCGCUCACCACAGCGCAGAGGGGACGGCUUUGACGAGAAUGCCAGUGUUGCUUCGGAAGAAGACAAUCCUGGCAUGUUUGCACCUGUUGGCUUCCCUGUCGGUACUUAUCUGACUGCCGAAGCGGCUGCGGCAAGCGCUGUUCCAGGCAAAUUUGUGCGACAGCUAGACGUGGACGCCCCUGUUUCAGAAGCCGUUCCGGCAUCGCGGUCAUCGAUGCAGCUUCUGGCAGCCCGAUCGGGGCUGACUGGAGAGAAGGAUAAGGACAAGAGCGUGCGGAAAAGAGUGAUACCCAAGUUUGGGUUCGGACGCAAGAAGUCUUCUGGCACAACGAGGCUGUCCCCCGAUCAAUCGAGCUUGGAUUCCUCACGCGAGCCGCGCAAGUCAAUGACCAUAUCGAAUGUCGCCUCACAGUUCUUGCGUGGAAAGAACAGCCAGAACAACCUCGAUGGGUACCCGCAACAACCGUAUCCGCAGCAUCAGCAGCCGCAGCAACAGCAACAGCAUGCGUACCCGGCAGACCGCCGUGAUGGCGCUUUCCCUGUGUCCAUGUCGAUGGCUGCUAGCCUUGCGGAUUCACCCAUGCGACCCAGUGGCGACAAGCCCGGUGGCGCCGGACGGGUUUUCAGUGAGGAUCGCAAGCGGGUGGUGAGCACCACGAUGGGCGAUCGCGGUGGACUGCCGCCGCGGAGCCAGAGUGCGCUGGGUAUCCUGUCACGUGACCACUUUGGCGCCAAACCGUCAGGGGGGAUUGGAGGCGGCGGUGAAGCAAGAAUGUUGCGCAUCGACAGCGAGAUGAAUGAACUCUGAAGGGUAUCCCUCAGCUUUCACAAACGACCCAGUCUUUC
This is a messenger RNA of Tilletiaria anomala UBC 951, 5602 nucleotides long. RefSeq lists its product as uncharacterized. The record is from RefSeq and is a predicted model, not a curated record. The transcript has 3 exons. NCBI's taxonomy places the organism in Eukaryota, Fungi, Basidiomycota, Exobasidiomycetes, Georgefischeriales, Tilletiariaceae. The coding region runs from base 108 to 5564 and encodes 1818 amino acids.